Vanrija pseudolonga is the source of this 811-nucleotide messenger RNA. It is a transcript of the gene vma3, whose product is annotated as V-type proton ATPase proteolipid subunit. Gene Ontology annotation, cellular component: membrane; proton-transporting V-type ATPase, V0 domain. The transcript is spliced from 4 exons. Bases 107 to 619 code for a protein of 170 amino acids. Gene Ontology annotation, molecular function: proton-transporting ATPase activity, rotational mechanism. Gene Ontology annotation, biological process: proton transmembrane transport. Lineage: Eukaryota; Fungi; Basidiomycota; Tremellomycetes; Trichosporonales; Trichosporonaceae. The record is from RefSeq and is a predicted model, not a curated record.
GCUGCCGCUCCGUCGUCACCACCACCACGACGCACAAUCUACCAACUCCUCUCCAUCACACCCACUCUUCCGUGUCCAUCCUCAGCCCACAAAGGAUCCAGACACAAUGUCCACCUCUGCAGAGCUCUGCCCCAUCUACGCGCCCUUCUUCGGAGCCAUGGGCUGCGCGUCGGCCAUCAUAUUCACGUCGAUUGGCGCUGCCUACGGAACCGCCAAGGCUGGCGUCGGAGUCUCGGCCAUGGCGGUCCUCCGCCCCGACCUCAUGAUCCAGUGUACCGUCCCCGUCAUUAUGGCCGGUAUCAUUGCCAUUUACGGCCUCGUCGUGUCGGUCCUCAUCUCGGGCGGCCUCAAGUCGCCCAUGCCCCUGUACACUGGUUUCAUCCAGUUCGGUGCCGGCCUCUCGGUCGGUCUCGCCGGUCUCGCGGCCGGCUUCGCCAUCGGCAUUGUCGGUGACGCCGGUGUGCGUGGAACUGCCCAGCAGCCCCGUCUCUUCGUCGGCAUGAUCCUCAUCCUCAUUUUCGCCGAGGUCCUCGGUCUCUACGGCCUCAUUGUCGCCCUGAUCCUCAACACCAACGCCGAGACGGCCUACAAGUGUGCCGAGAUUGUCGGCCAGCUCUAAGCUGCUGCUGCCGCUGCUCGAUUGGGACGGACACAGCUAGUCAAAACCAUCGCACUCACCCUCAUGCCCUCCCCCACCCCCACCUCCUCCCCCCACUUCAUUCUUCUAAGCCACGCUGGCGAAAGGACUAGAAACCCGCCGUCGUGCACACCACAAAGUUAGAACCCCGUGAUGCACUCGUGAAGUUGCAGA